Anthostomella pinea is the source of this 2298-nucleotide messenger RNA. NCBI's taxonomy places the organism in Eukaryota, Fungi, Ascomycota, Sordariomycetes, Xylariales, Xylariaceae. The record is from the annotation of a GenBank genome assembly.
AUGUCGCUUCUGCAACAUCACCAUCAGCUCAAUCGAUCAGACCAGGAUAUAAGAGCUGGAAUCCCAAGUCCCCCUACUCUCCUCGAAAGUAUCCCGAGGAGAGACUCAAAACUGAGUGUCAAUGUAAUAAAGCAGCACAAUCUAGCCCAGCUAGGUACACAUUAUGCUUGGAGUGGUGGUGACGACACAUGUACCCUUGGCCGCGAGAGGGACACCGAACAUACCACGGCAACCAAGGCGACGGCAACAUAUUCAGUGUUUCCAACAUCAACCAAGCCGUCAGAGGCCCAGCCGGAUUACCGGCCGAAAAACCUUCACAGUCCAUUGGCUGCUAAGGAACACCCAGUUACCGAGUCUCAUCACAGCAAGAGCGCAGUCAGUGACCGAGAGAAGGGCAGAACUGCUGGAGCCGAUGACCCCAGUCGCAUCCCGUUUACUUCUCAUCAGAAACCCCCGAAGUCAGUGCUCCCAAGGAGAGACAUUACAAUCAGUCUGUCUCGUGUCACCAGUGUUGUUGAGAAGCUCCUGACGACCAGAUGGGCCUCCCUGUGCCAUCUUCAAGCAAGAGAAGACAAAGAUUUCGACCUGGAAGCAGAAUCAAAAUACGACAAGUUCGUUGACUUCCUGAGAUCAGCAUCCCGGGAUCGGGCGACGCCGGAGAACGAUCCCCUCAGACAAUUCCAGGGUCGGUGGAUUGGAUUCGACCAGGUCACUGUGCAAGGUCCAGACCCGGACUCGCCCUGCGUGCCUUACAUUCGCUUUCGCGGUAUCAGAAACGAACAAGAGGUGAAGCGUUUGCACGCAACAUUGUCCAAGAGACGUUUUUGGAGAGAGUACCACCCGCCGCUCCGAAUUUGCUUCUUGAUGGAGGAUAUCACUGUACUGGCAUCGAGUUCCAGCACAGUUACGCAUGGCCGCAGUACCGCGAUGUCGGGCCCAAGUGCGAUGAGCUACGGGUUUCGUCAACCAAUGUCAGUAUUAUGUCCAACGGAUGCCCUACGGGCUGUAAGGCCGAGCUCAGACCCCCUGAAGACAAAUUCAACCACCAACACCGUUUCAACAAGACGACCACGGAUAAGCUCACUGUGCGGGACAACCAUUACGCUAGGGACAGGGGCGAGUCGGCGCCUCGUCACCAUCGGCGGUAUAAUAACGUUGAAAGGCGAAUUCUACGCCAUCACUGCGAGCCACACCAGCCAAGCAACAGCACCACCACCAAGCCCUUGGCCGCUAGUAGAGAAAGACAUCGAAAAGACCGAAUACGACGGGGACAUCGACUCACCCCUGGUAUUCACAACUCAACAAGAACACAUGCUCCAAACGUCCGGAUCCAAAGAGCCUCAUGAGUCCCAGCCUUCUCCAUCGCAGGCAACCAACCUCGCUCGUAUCGACGUCCCCCGGACUGAUUGGGCGCUGGUGAUGGUACAGGAUCCGCGCAGAAGACUGGCCAACUUCGUGCGUUUCCACAAUGAACACGACACCCAUCCAUCCGACCCCAUCUACUUGACCGAAGUUGCUCCCAAGCCACAAAUCGGUCUUGUGCAUGUAUAUGGAGGUAUCAGCAAAAUGCAGCAGUUGACCAUGGCGUCGGAUCGAACGUAUCUCCGCAUGCCAUCCGGGGAGCUGAUGGAGGCCUGGAAAGCGUACUACACGUCGGGUCCAAGUCUAAGCAGAGGCGACUCCGGCGCGUGGGUGUUCGACCACCGCUUCAGCGUCGUAUACGGCCAGGUCAUCGCGACAACCUCCGCAUUCGUAUACGUGCUCCCCCUCGUGAACAUCUUCAAGGAGAUACGCGAAGCCACCGGAUUCGAACCCCGGCUUCCCACCCCCUUUGAGCGGCUAAGUGAGCUCGCCAAGCUGCACUUCCUGCAGGGCGACAAGCCCCUAGCAGAAGAAUACGCGCGCGAGGCGCUCACGGGCGUCGUCCUGGGCCACUCGGACUCAACCGGAGAUCACCACCACCGCCAGUCUAACACCAGGUUCCUCGCCGACUUUCUCAACUUCUUCCCGCAGCGGCGGGGGCUGGUCUGCCAGGUCGUCAUGCGAACGGGGUCGGAUAUCGCCACCGCUUUCGCUGAGGUGUGCAAGGAUGCACAGGCUAGGGAGAUGGGAGACGUCGAGGUCGCGCUGAGCUUUCUGCAGGACCUCCAGACGUACGCGGAGGACUACGGACUGGAUCUGUCUAUCACUGCGAGCACCACCAAUGGCGCUCGGCCGGGGGAGGCUAGGGCUCGGAACCGAUAUAGCCUCGUUAAAGCCUUGUAUCCGGGAUGGCUCGGAAGCACGGAGGCAGAGUAG